AUGACGUGUUUCUAUCGUGUGGCUGCCGUGGUGUGCGCUUACUAUGCGUCAGCGUAUCGCGUGCAGCACUCAGACGGAAUGCAGGGAAUGGGAAUGCUCCAGGCAGGUCCUGAAGGGGACUUGCGAGCAGCCGCCGUGAAGUCCUUCAAACCUCCCACUGUGUGGAUGCCCACAAUUGAUUUCCAGAAGCUUUUCUUUCCGAGAAUCGAACUUGAACGACAUUCCAACACCAGUGUCUUCGAACAAACACGAAGCUUUAUGGAAGAAGAUAAUCCAAGAGGCUGGGCUAAGAACUGGUCUAGUACGAUUGGCUUCGGUGUCGGCUUUAAGAAUGAGUCUGGGGUGGACGCUCAAGGCUUGCGGAAGGAGUGGUUGUCACUUUGUCUGCAGUCCAUUGUGAUGCCUGAAGGCCACGAAAAAGCUGGACUUGAGUGUAUCAAAAGCGGCUCAUGCGGCGCCGAUGCUGGUACUCAAUACUUGCUGGAAGCGCUGCCUACAGGUGAGCUUAUUCCAAUCAGAUGGGAGGAAGAGGAGGCUGAGUCUAAGUGGAGUGGAAGAGUGGGAUCAGUCUUGAAAUUUGCAUAUGGAGCUUACGACAAAGCUUACGAGACAGUUCUGGGUGCAAAAGCCAGCAUACCCUAUGCGGCCCGCAAGCGUUUCAAGUUCUUGGGGAAGUGGCUAGCUCGAGCUUACAUUAUUAGUGGCCUAGGGUAUGCGCCAAUGGGUCUGCAUAGUCUGAUCUACAAGAGUUUGCUGGCUGGUCAUGCAGUUGCACCUGAGAGCGAGCCCUUCUACAGCGAGGAAGAUACCAUUCCUGCCUGUGAGAAGAUGGCUGCCAUUGCGCAGCGACGCAGCCCCCAGGAGCUUCAGAGCUACGGAUGGCUGAGUUGUGAUGAAAUCAAAGACCCCGAGACCGGCAAAUACACUCAGCCAAGUUGCUAUAAACCAAUCUACAAGGAUGAAAUGAUGUGGGAUGCUCUCUACCUGGCAUGGGGCCCUCUUGCUCCCGAUGGUGCAAAAGCUGAUGAUACUGUUCCUUUUGCGCAAGCGCGUGAAUUCACAGAACUCCGCUGUGAAGAGUCUUGGAAGCGCUUUGAAGAGCCCGUGAACUCCAUGGUAGAGGGCUUUCAUGAAGUCAUCCCCAGUGACUCUGAAUUUUACAACUUGCUAAAUGGAAAUUCUGAGACACUUGGACACUUGAUCGAAGGCAACUCGGAGGUGGAUCUAGAUGAGUUGUGGGAAGCAAUUGAGUGGGGUUGGGGGUGGACGGACGAGGAGCAGCAAGUGCUUCGUCAGGCGUUGGAGGAGAUGCAGGAGGAGGGAAAGGACUUGCCACCUGUGAAGCGACCUUUGAACAAACUCUUGCGUUUCUUUACUGGCUCUUUCAAGCAGCCUGUAGAAGGAUGGAAGAACUCAAAGGUGGAGUUUGUCCGCAAGAGGACAGAAAGGUGCAUCCCUCUGGUUGGAAAGACUUGCUUCAAUGAAUUGCGCAUUCCUUCAGGAUGCCUCGAAAGCUCUCACAAGCUGAAAGAGAUGAUUGCUGAGUCUGUGGUGACAGAGGACUUUGGCAUCGAGUAG
Cladocopium goreaui is the source of this 1578-nucleotide messenger RNA. NCBI's taxonomy places the organism in Eukaryota, Dinophyceae, Suessiales, Symbiodiniaceae. The record is from the annotation of a GenBank genome assembly.